Molecule: messenger RNA, 858 nt
Organism: Vicia villosa (hairy vetch)
Lineage: Eukaryota; Viridiplantae; Streptophyta; Magnoliopsida; Fabales; Fabaceae
Exons: 1
Coding region: 1-858 (285 amino acids)
Source: RefSeq, a predicted model, not a curated record
AUGGCUCCAAAAAUCUGGGAUGUUCUUUCUCAAUCUAAACGGGUUAUAGAAGCUCAACCUCGCCAUUACCUCACUCUCUCCCUAAUCUUCAUCUUACCCCCAAUUUUCAUCUCCUUUUUCGUCAACUUGCUUGCCAAACACUUUCAACAACAACCACAACAGGAGACCAUCUACCCCACCUUAAUAUUCACCCUAGUUUCUAUUCUCUUCCUCCUUAUCUCUUCCAUCUUCACCUUCUGUGCAUUUAUCUCCAUCACUUAUAGCGUUUACCAAUCCUUUUUUAAUCAACCUAUCAAACUCAAAGAAGCCUUCAAAUCCAUCUCAACUUCCUUCUUCCCGUUACUCGCCACCGACAUCCUCAUCUUCACCAUCUUCAUCGUCGGCUCUUUUCUGGUUGGACUUGUCAUUGGAGUUGUUUCGUUUCUCAUCAAAUAUCUAGGCGGUGUCAACCUCCAAGCUUACUCUUAUUUAGCUGUGGUUUUAGUAAUGCUUGUUUUUCUCCCUCUUCUGAUUUAUUUGAUGAUUAACUUUAGUUUGGCGAAAGUUAUAGUGGUGGUGGAAUCAGUUUGGGGUUUUGAACCAUUGAGAAGGAGUUGGAAAUUGGUGAAAGGAAUGAAGAGGUUGAUCUUCUCAAUCUCUUGCUUGUUUGGGUCAUUACAAUUAGUGUUGGUGUGGAUAACUGGUUAUAGCUGGGUACUGAUUUUAGUGAUUUCUCCAAUAUUUGCUAUGCUUUCGCUUUACGGUAAUGCGGUUCUUACGGUGUUGUACAUUUACUGCAAGGAGAAACAUGAGAAGCUAGCAGAUGAAGAAUUUGGGAAGGAAAAGAACGAGGCUAGGUUGCCCUUAAUUUCAUCAUAA